AGACACAAAGGUUCUCCAAGUCCCCACCAGAGUAGCUAGAUACAGAGUGUCGAUUGGUACAUUCACAAAGCCUGAGCUAGACACAGGGUGCUGAUUGGUGUGUUUACAAACUUUGAGCUAGAUACAGAGUGCCCAUUGGUGUAUUUACAAUCCCCUAGCUAGACAUAAUGGUUCUCCAAGUCCCCACCAGAGUCAGGAGCCCAGCUGGCUUCGCCCAGUGGAUCCUGCACUAGGCCGCAGGUGGAGCUGCCUGCCAGUCCCACCGUGUGCCUGCACUCCUCAGCCCUUGGGUGGUCAGUGGGACUGUGCGCCGUGGAGCAGGUAGCAGCGCUCGUGGGGGAGGCUCGGGCCGCACAGGAGCCCACAGAGGAGGGGGAGGCUCAAGCAUGGAGGGCUGCAGGUCCCAAGCCCUGCCCCUUGGGGAGGCAGCUAAGGCCCUGCGAGAAAUUGAGCACAGCAGCUGCUGGCCCAGGUGCUAAGCCCCUCACUGCCCGGGGCUUGCGGGCCAGCCGGCAGCUCUGAGUGCGGGUCCCCUGAGCCCACGCCCACCCGGAACUCGUGCUGGCCUGUAAGCAUAGUGCACAGCCCUGAUUCCUGCCCGAGCCUCUCCCUCCACACCUCCCUGCAAGCUGAGGGAGCUGGCUCCGGCUUUGGGCAGCCCAGAAAGGGACUCCCACAUUGCAGUGGGGGGCUGAAGGGCUCCUCAAGCGCGGCCAGAGUGGCCGCCAAGGCCGAGGAGGCGCCGAGAGUGAGCGAGGGCUGCAAGAGCUGCCAGCAUGUUGUCACCUCUCAAUAUGUUAUCAUAUUUGGUACAUAUUUAUACUAAAAAAGUAUUGUUUAUAAGAAAUUCAAAUUUUACUGGUGUCUUGUAUUACAUCUGGCAAUCCUGUCUUCACACUGUUUCAAUAUUGGGAAUAUUGCAUAUAGUUAGGAUUUUGUGUGUGAUACGGCAAGAGUUAUAAACUCAUGGGUGUUCCCAGCCUUAACUCUUUGCCUGCCAUCUAAAGAAGAUUUUGAAUUUGCCAUUUCAGUUAUUCCCUCCCCCUACAGUCUGAAGAGGGUUCUAGGUUGCUAGGUUUCCAUGUUUUGUGGGCAUUGUGAUGCAGAGUCAAAAGAACUGUGAAACAGGAGUAAGUGGAGAGGUAGAGGGCAGAAGAAAAGGGGUCAAGAAGGCAGGACCCCGUGAAGCACACCUUUCCUAAGGAUUUUGACGAAUGAGAAUGAAGAUAAACUGGUGCAUCUGACAAGCCUUAGAUGACCUCCAGCAACUUCAGUUCUCACCGAAUUACUGCAUUUCAGCCUUACUGAGAAGCAGCCAGUCAUACUAUCCUCAAAUUUUAACCCAGGAUGAGUUCUCCUACUAAAGAAGGAAGUGAUACAGCUGGAAAUGCUCACAAAAAUUCUGAAAAUGAGCCUUCUAAUGACUGUAGUACCGACAUAGAGUCUCCAUCUGCUGAUCCCAAUAUGAUCUAUCAGGUAGAAACCAACCCAUUAAACAGGGAGCCAGGCACAGCAACCUCCCAGGAAGAUGUUGUUCCUCAAGCAGCAGAAAACAGUGAGCUCGAAACAGAGAUCCAAAAAGAUCAACGAGAAGAAGAUCUAAAAGAAGAGCCUCUUCUACUUCAGAUCCCCAUUCCCAGAAAAUUGGUCUCUCACAAGCCCUUAAAUGAUAGAUCAAGAUCCCACUCAGGGAAAGUUGAGAUGAAAGCAAACAAUUUCCCCAUAAAUCACAAAACUCGUUUUCGACUUUCAACUUCAUGGAGAGUCCCAUUUAUUAACAAUCAUGAGAUAAGAAGUAUGAUUCUCCAUCUGCUAUGUGAUAGAUAUUUCUCUCAGGCUGCAGGGUGUCAGAAUACCAUGUGGGUAAAGCGAAAAUAUAUAGCAUGUCUUAACCAUCCAAAUAGUUUCACCCAUCACGAGAGAGCCAUAACAUUUAGAAGGCCUUCGAAGGUGCACUACUACCGUCCCCUCACUGAGAGAAUGACAUCAGGAAAAUUUUGCAAAUCAACUGACACUAAAGGGAAAUGUAGAUUCCGUGCUAUUGUGAGGUCUGUGCUCUUUGUGUCACAGAUGCAAAUUGAAAGUAUUUUUAAUAUAAAAGGUUUUGUGGAUAUAUUGAGAUAUAUCCAUACCAUGAAUGUUAUGAUCAUAAACACCAAUAAUGGUUGGAAAUACUUUUGUCCCAUCUGUGGAAGGCUUUUUAACACUUACUCUGAAUUAAGACAACAUUCAUGCAGCUCUUCUGGAAAUUAAGUUAAGUUGGGGUACAUUCAUUUUAAAAUAUAACUUCUAAAAUUCAUAAUUUGAUUACUAAAGUAAGACAAAAUUGCAUGAACAUAAAUUUUAGUAUUAUUAGAGGGAGUAGCAGAAAGGAACACAAACUAAUAGUACCUCUCAGUAAGAAAUACCUAUGGGGAGUGAGGAAACAUCUGUUUAUACUUUGCUUUUACAAGUACAUCACUGAAAUAUCAGACCUGUCAUCUACAUUGAGUCAGCAUUUGAACCAAGUAAAUGUUUUCACUGUCUUAACAUCUAUUUCUGUAGAUGUAAAUAUUGUUAACAUAGAAGAAUCCAAGUUAACAGGAUCCUGAGUAAGAUAGCAAACAUAUAUUGGAAGGCCAGACAAAGUUCUACCAAGUGUUUCCAGAGAUUCUGCUACAUGUAUUAUCUGAAAUGUUCUCCAUAUAUUCAAUAAAAACCAAUUUGAAGACAUAGAAA
Gorilla gorilla gorilla (western lowland gorilla) is the source of this 2718-nucleotide messenger RNA. It is a transcript of the gene CPXCR1, whose product is annotated as CPX chromosome region candidate 1. The transcript is spliced from 3 exons. Lineage: Eukaryota; Metazoa; Chordata; Mammalia; Primates; Hominidae. The record is from RefSeq and is a predicted model, not a curated record. The coding region runs from base 1348 to 2253 and encodes 301 amino acids.